GCUAUUCUUCUGGGCAUGUCUCGGCUUCAAUCUAUUGCUUUCUUCUUCAUCUUGAAGGGCGUGUUUGUUUUUGAAAACUGAAAGGGUCUCUUUUAGAAACAUGGAUCAUUAACAACUUGCAGGCCAAGUGUUUGUUGUAUUGCUUGGGUUCCUAAAUUAGCUCAGUGGCAUAUUUCUAGUCCAUCAAGUUUGUGUGUCAUGUUGUGGCUGAAGCUCUUGGCAUUGCAUUACCUCAUACAUUAAAUUUUUUAUGGUCUUUCACUUCUUCAUUUUUUGUAAUUUUAUUUUUAAUGGAGGGUAGAGUUUGUCUUAUUUUCAUGUUUCUUACGCCCUAUAACAUGGAAAGAUUCCUGCUUCUAAUCAUAAUGAAUAAUUAAUAUUUUGAGGGUGGAACCAUCAAACGGAUGAUGGUUCCUCUUCGUCUCGCUCUGCCAUUUUAAGUAGAAUACGAUAAUCGAAGGUACAAAUUUCUUCGUUUACAAUUUGUUAAAAGUUAUUCCCGCUGUCACAUGGCUCUGGUUUGGAUUUUGAUGUUAAGAUAAUCACAAUUACAUCAAUGUUCUUUGGUGGAUCCCAACCUUAACUAUAUUUUAAAUGGCCCACUAAGGCAUCAUUUCUGAAUCUUUGUCAUACUUAGAUGCUACCCUUCCAUCUGCUGAAACUCGUAAAUUCUCUUCGACACUCAGAACGCGGUUAAAACAUAAGAGUAGCUUUAUACAUGAACUUGACUUAUCCAAUUGACUUUUUCCUUGUUGAUUUCAUAGUUUUUAUCUUUGUCACUUUUUCUACAUCUGGUCGAAUUUCAAUCAUGGAUUGCCACUUGAUUUAUACCUGUGAGUUGUGAGCAGGUUAAAUAUUAGUUUUAGGAUAGAACACACCCUUAAGAAUUAUUCAGCGGAUUUACUCUUGACACCAGAAGGUACACUUUUCUGAUGCCUUCAUUCUCAAUCUUCUUAAAAAGAAAAUAGAUUAAUUGCUGAAAACAAAACAAAACAAAACAAAAAAGGAAAGGAAAAAAGAAUAAAAGUAAACAAUCAGGGAAGAAACUUUCUUGGGAAAAAAGAUAUAGUUGCCAAAUUAUUCAUCUCUUAAGUUGGCAAAGCUAAAACUAAACCAGCAUUGAGCGGCACAUUCUCUCCCAUGUUUUAUGUCGGAGAAACUCCCAAUAAGACCAAAGCUUCACCCGUCAUUACUUGCACAUUACCAGCUGUUAAAUACCUGACGAACCCUUAACAAUGACUGCUCAUUGAUGAUUUUUUUAUUGCCCAUAUAUUAUACUUGAUCAAAUGCAUUAGUUGUUCUUGUUUCGACGACUUCCUCAUAACUAGACAUUACUUUCUCUGUGUUCUGUCCAUCCAAACAUCACACUUCAGUUUCUGAGUAGAGAGUGCAAAUGAUGGACCACUGAGAGAUUAAGCAGAGUGAAGAAUAAGAUGCAACUGAAAAUUCUGCUCUUCUUCUGUUACAUUUUCUGUUUCUCUUAUGGUCUUGCUGUUGUUUUGAAUGAUGAAGUUUCCACACUACUUUCUAUAAAAGCAGGUCUUAUUGAUCCGUUGAAUAAGCUGCAAGAUUGGAAAUUGCCGGACAAGGCACCAAGAAAAGAUGCAGAGCCUUGUAAGUGGGUUGGUGUCUCGUGCAAUGCUGCUGGAGCUGUCGAGAAGCUCGAUCUAUCCCACAUGAAUCUCAGUGGCAAAGUAUCCGAUGAGAUACAAAGGCUACAAAGUCUCACUACUCUAAACUUAUGCUGCAAUGGGUUCUCCACAGCAUUGCCAAAAUCUGUAGCCAACCUCAUCACACUGAGAAGUCUUGAUGUCAGCCAGAAUUUCUUCAUUGGUGAUUUUCCAUUAGGUCUUGGAAAGGCAUCACGACUUAUGAUUUUAAAUGCAUCCAGUAAUGAUUUCUCAGGUUUUGUUCCGGAGGAUCUUGGGAAUGCUUCUUCCUUAGAGACGCUAGAUCUCAGAGGCAGCUUCUUCCAAGGGUCUAUUCCACAAUCCUUCAGUAGGUUGCGGAAGCUGAGGUUCCUUGGUCUUUCUGGAAAUAAUCUCACUGGAGAAAUUCCAGGUGAGCUGGGGCAGCUUUCCUCACUGGAGCAUAUGAUUCUCGGGUACAAUGCUUUUGAGGGUGGGAUUCCCAGAGAGUUUGGAAACCUCACCAAUCUUAAGUAUCUUGAUGUGGCCGAAGGCAAUCUUGGAGGUGAAAUUCCAGCUGAAUUGGGAAACCUGAAAUUACUAAACACGGUUUUCUUAUACAAAAACAACUUUAAAGGCAGAAUUCCUCCUGCUCUGUGCAAUCUGACUUCAUUGGUGUUGCUGGAUUUCUCUGACAACAUGCUAUCAGGAAAAAUUCCACCUGAAAUUGGCCAACUGAAGAAUUUAGAGCUCCUAAAUUUCAUGAGCAACCUUCUAUCUGGUCCUGUGCCUUCUGAACUUGGGGAUUUGCCUCAACUGAAGGUUCUUGAGCUAUGGAAAAAUUCCUUGUCAGGGACAUUGCCAAAUCGCUUGGGCAAAAGUUCACCAUUGCAGUGGCUUGAUGUAUCAUCGAACUUCAUCUCUGGUGAGAUUCCAGAAACACUUUGCAGCCAGGGCAAUCUCACCAAGCUUAUUCUUUUCAAUAAUGCCUUCACAGGUCCAAUUCCAGUCAACAUAUCAAUGUGCCCUUCACUAGUUCGUGUUCGAAUUCAUAACAAUUUACUUAAUGGAUCAAUUCCGGUUGGCUUUGGGAAACUUGGGAAUCUUGAAAGGUUAGAAUUGGCUAACAACAGUCUCACUGGUGAAAUUCCUAAUGACAUUGCUUCUUCCACAUCCCUUUCUUUCAUUGAUUUCUCCAGAAACAACCUCCAUUCUUCUCUCCCUUCUACCAUUUUUUCCACUCCGAAUCUCCAAUCAUUCAUGGUCUCCCACAACAAUUUGGAAGGUGAAAUCCCAGACCAAUGUCAGGACUGUCCUUCACUUGGUGUUCUUGAUCUCUCAUCAAAUCGUCUCUCUGGAAGCAUUCCAGAUAGCAUUGCUUCUUGUCAGAAAUUGGUAAACUUGAACCUAAAGAACAACCAAUUGACUGGUAAAAUCCCAAAAGCUCUAGCCAACAUGCCUUCACUGGCCAUUCUUGAUUUUUCCAACAACUCUCUCACUGGUCAGAUACCUGAUAGCUUUGGUAUUUCUCCUGCUCUCGAAGCUCUCAAUGUCUCAUGCAACCAGCUUGAGGGUCCCGUCCCAACAAAUGGCAUGCUAAGAACCAUCAACCCAAGUGAUCUCAUGGGUAAUGCUGGCCUAUGCGGUGGCAUCCUCCCUCCAUGUGGCCAAAACUCUGCAUAUUCAUUGAAGCAUGGGAGCUCACGAGCAAGACACAUAAUCACAGGAUGGGUCAUUGGAAUAUCAUCAGUAUUGGCUAUUGGGAUUGCCAUUUUUGUUGCUAGAUCUAUAUACAUAAGGUGGUACUCUGAUGGCUUCCGCAACGGUGAAAAGAUUUAUAAGGGUGACAAAAGGUGGCCCUGGAGAUUGAUGGCAUUUCAGAGGCUUAAUUUUACAAGCACUGAAAUUCUAGCUUGCAUUAAGGAAACAAAUGUGAUUGGAAUGGGAGCAACUGGGGUUGUUUAUAAGGCUGAACUGUCACAGUCAAAUACAGUUGUGGCGGUGAAAAAGUUGUGGACAUCAGGAUCUGAUACUGAAGUAGGAAGUAAUGAUGACCUGGUUGGAGAGGUGAAUCUAUUGGGCAGGCUAAGACAUAGAAAUAUCGUUAGACUAUUGGGAUACCUUUAUAACGACAUUGAUGUUAUGAUGGUUUAUGAAUUUAUGUCCAAUGGAAACCUUGGAGAUGCCUUGCAUGGCAAACAAGCUGGAAGGUUGCUUGUAGACUGGGCUUCCCGAUAUAACAUAUCUCUAGGAAUUGCGCAAGGGCUUGCUUAUCUUCAUCAUGACUAUCAUCCACCGGUCAUCCACCGCGACAUCAAGUCAAAUAACAUACUGCUUGAUGCAAAUCUUGAGGCAAGGAUAGCAGAUUUUGGAUUAGCCAAAAUGAUGACUGGGAAGAAUGAAACUGUCUCCAUGAUUGCUGGGUCCUACGGCUACAUUGCCCCAGAGUAUGGAUAUACCUUGAAGGUGGAUGAAAAGAUUGACACUUACAGUUAUGGAGUAGUUCUGUUGGAGCUUCUCACAGGAAAGAGUCCACUGGAUUCUGAGUUUGGAGAAUCUGUGGACAUUGUUGAGUGGAUUAGGAGGAAGAUUAGAGACAACAAGCCUCUAGAAGAAGCAUUAGAUCCAAGUGUAGGAAAUUGCAGGCAUGUUGUAGAGGAGAUGCUUUUAGUUCUUAGAAUAGCACUUCUUUGCACCGCAAAGCUACCCAAGGACAGACCCUCCAUGAGAGAUGUGAUAAUGAUGCUUGAAGAGGCAAAGCCUCGGAGUAAAAGCGAUAGCAACAAUAAAAAAGAUGAAGCUAAUAAGAUGACGCCAGUUUUUAGCACAUCAUCUCUAGUUGGCGGCCUUGUGUAGGAACCAAAAAUGGGGUUUUUCCGGGCCAUCAAUCUGAUUCUUCCAUUGUAUUUAGAGCUGUAUUUUGUUCGGUCUCAUGUAAUUUUAUAAUCGCCGGUUCAUAUCUUUUCCUCAA
Molecule: messenger RNA, 4599 nt
Organism: Prosopis cineraria
Lineage: Eukaryota; Viridiplantae; Streptophyta; Magnoliopsida; Fabales; Fabaceae
Product: MDIS1-interacting receptor like kinase 1
Exons: 2
Coding region: 1434-4484 (1016 amino acids)
Biological process (GO): protein phosphorylation
Molecular function (GO): ATP binding; protein binding; protein kinase activity
Source: RefSeq, a predicted model, not a curated record